Brienomyrus brachyistius is the source of this 4273-nucleotide messenger RNA. RefSeq names its product cell growth regulator with EF-hand domain 1 (gene cgref1). Lineage: Eukaryota; Metazoa; Chordata; Actinopteri; Osteoglossiformes; Mormyridae. The transcript has 6 exons. Bases 380 to 1201 code for a protein of 273 amino acids. The record is from RefSeq and is a predicted model, not a curated record. Gene Ontology annotation, molecular function: calcium ion binding.
UGGGUUUAUUUGAAAACUUGCAGUGCAGCAGCGCCUGCUGGUGUCCUGGAAAAGGAGGUCGGAGCUCAAAGUGACACACGUCAGUCAUCCCUGAUGUCUCCAGCCGCUUUAAAGGGGGGACUUUGAAACGCCGACACGCCCUCUGAGCGCCUGCCAGAUGCCUCGUCAGCGUCGGCUACGUGGCGCCGACAGCCGGUGAAAGGCGGGCCGGGAAAAGCCAUCAGAAGCUGUGAAAUGUAUAGUGCCGGGAGGGGGGCGACACAUUUGCACGAUCCACGUGUACCCUGUCAUUGAUCACAACAGGGCAAUACAGUACAGGACGCCGGAUUCGCUAGCUUACUAUUACUAGGUUUCCAGUGAAUCGGAAUAGAUACUCACUAUGAAGCAAGUUGAUCGAGGACAGCGCACGACUGGUUCUCCUGCGCGCUCCUGUUGUCGCGCGGACAUGGCACUGGCGACAGUACUGUCCCUGUUCCUCCUGUCGGGACCGUGUCUGUCAGCGCCGCAGGUCCAUGGCUCAGAAAGGUCGGAGGUUGUCAAAGGGAGUCAACCUUUUACCAUGGUUAACCCUUUUGGUGCUGGGGAGGAUGUGAACAGUUUACGUCAAAGCUACAUCAAGGGUAAUUUGAAGGAAGGACAGAUGAGUCCUGUGCUCGACACUUGGGAACAAGAGGUGUUCUUCCUCUUUUCCCUUCAUGACUAUGACAAAAGCGGGAAGAUGGAUGGGCUUGAGAUGAUGAAGUUACUCUCAGACUUCCUGUCUCACCAUUCGCUGGGCCCACAGUCCGCUGAUUCUGUUGUCUCCAUGGUGGAUUCUCUUCUACAGACUCAAGACUUAAAUGAAGAUGGUAUGUUGGACCCCUCCGAGCUGCUCUCCCCACCCACAGAGCCCCAAAAAUCCAAGCAGCAGGAAGCCGCAGACACAGCGGACGAGCCGAGUUCUGACAGCACAGCCGCUCACGACGUAGACAACGCUGCAGCUAAGGAGCAGGAGCAGGGAGACUCAGUGCCGGAACAGGAGGUGCAGGGAGAGCAGGAUGGAUGGCAGCAGGAACUGGAUGUGGACAAACAGGAGGUGCAAGACCUACCGGAGGAAGCGGGGGAGGCACAUGAAGAGCAGUUACAGGAGAGGCAAGAUGAAGAACCUCAGAACCAAGUCAGAGAGCACGUUCCUGCUCACCAAGGACAGCCUGAGAUAUAACUUCCCAAAAAAAAGCCUGAGAUACUCAGCCUUAAAAGGGGAAGUACAGACGUGACACUACGCCUGACUCGGAGAGAGAAGGGGCUGAUUUCCGCCCAGCGAAGAAUAAGCACGGUUUGUCUCCACGGCUGGCCAUUUCUCCUAAAACAACUACAAUUAUUUGUUUACCUCACCCUGCAACUUACGAUUAUAAUUAUUGUAAUUAUAAUUGUAAUUGAAAAGCCAAUUUGCAAAAGUCACUCUUUUUGAUGUUUUUGAGAUGAGACUGCCAAUGACCUAAAUUCAGGCUUCCACGUCAUAUGUUACAGUACUAGGACCCGAAACUUACUCAGUCCUUAUGUAAUCUAAUGAAGAACGUCCAUUAAAUUUCCAAAACUCACUCAGUUCAUCUUUUUGGACUUUUCUGACCCGAUGUCCAACUUCCUCAUUAUAUGUUAUUCAUGUAAUGCAACGAAGAAUUUUCCUUAAACAUAUCUCGUGAACAGAGUGAGUUUUAGAAAUUUGCUCUUCAGAUAUACUGAUUUCUACAGCUGGAUAUAUAACCAAAUACAAUUUGAGUACAUCCAAUCCAGAUACAUUUUAGAAGGUAUAAUGACAGGGUUUAAAUUUGUGACUUUGUUAAACAGAGCUGCUUAGGAAUUCAUAAUAUACAUGGUCUUGUCCAACCAAACAUAUCAAAUAACAGACCAACAGUCCCAUGCUAACUAAAUGUUUGGUAGCAGUUGGCUUGGUUUGUUGGUUGAUAAGGGCCACACCCUAUAACUUUGGGGUCAGAAUGGGCUUUGAAAAAGUGAAGCAGAAGGUGAAUUAAAAAAGGCUUAAAACAACCAAAUUUUAUAUUUCACAAUCUAUUUUGUAUUUGAAAUUUUUUAUCUGUCAGUCAAAUUGGACAACACUAGUAAUGCUAGAUAUCGAUAGCAUGAUGAUAAAAUUAUAUAAUAUUGAACGUUAAUUGAAAAAUAGUAUUCAGCUACUGAAAACAUCAUGUUUAAAUGGAACUCCCCAUUCAGAGUGUGACUGUUGAAGUGAAUAUUUUCAUAGUUAAAGCAUAGAAAACCUGUUUAUGACCUUCUAAAUACGAUUUUUUAACAUUAUUAGACAUGAAAUAACACCCUUUAGUCACCAUUAGUGUUAUGAUUGCUGGACACGGAUUCAGGAUCGAAGGGUUUAUUUGGAAUCACUCCAAAUGCAGGACACACGAACAUUUAACAUCAAAAUGUCAGUGACAGACUCUGACGUGGACUUAAAUACACUGGACGAAUCAAACUGACAGAAAACAGCUGGUCACAAUUGGGGUUGCACGAUUGGUUAAUAAAGGGGCGUGGCACACAAUAGGAUCCUACAGACAGGUCAUGACAAUUACACUCGUAUUACCCAAUAUAUUAGACAAAAUAAGAGAAAAUCAGACAUAUUAGACGUUACAAAUAUCAUAUUAUUAUUAUUGUACAUUUAAUUACGAAGAUCAAAGAUGCUUCCGAUACACAGCGAUGUACAAUGUCUCGAUCAACUUUUUGAAUACACAGUUUUUGAAUAUACAAAACCCCGCGAUAGAGUGAAGCCGCGAAAGUCGAAGCGCGAAGUGGCGAGGGACGACUGUACGCAAGUGGCAACCUAUUGUGGUCACAUAAAAUGCAAUCCAGUUCCGAUUCUUCCCCAGUUUUUGCGGGUCUUUUCAGGGUCCUCCAAUUUCGUCUAGCAGCCAAAAGCUACCAUUCAGGUGAAUAUAAAUUUCUGUUGGAUCUGAAUUUUUAAUGUACCCUGCAGACACCCUGCAGUAUGCUAUGAUACAACGUCACAAAUUCAGGUGAAGUAGAAGCAAAUAUUUAUAUAUAAAUGUACAUUAUUGUUUAACAAAGUAUGUAAAAUUUGAUAUUCAACAUUGGAUAUAACUCAACAGUACAAUCAAUAUCCUCCUGAGAUCCGGGGGUAAAAAUGCUUCUAAUAUUCAUGUGGCAUGAAUAUUAUAUAUAUAUUGGAGAUAUAUAAUAUAAUAUUGGAGAUAUGAGCAGAAACAUGUUUUGUACAGAGGACAAAAUUCUCUGAAGAUCUCUAUCAAUUCUUUUUGAUAAAUGUUAAUUUUCUAGGUCUCUGAUGAUAUUUGAAAUUACUCUGUUAAUAUUACACAAUGAACACUAGAGAACAAGAAAGCUACAGAUCUGGACAUGACAAAUUGUGAUACAGACUGUAAGCUGUUCAGUUACCUGUAAAUGCACGUGCAUAGUUAAAGUCCAGUGUGAACAUUUCUGAAACGUAAAUUUGCUACUAAACAUGCCAGAAGUACAAAUGAAUUAGUUAUUUAGCCAAAUCCUUCUGGUAAUUUUUGUCAUAAACUAAUUUUUUAUUAUCAUACCUUACCUGACUGAACAUCUCAGAAUGAUUGGCUGAAACAUCUUCCAUUCUUUAUGAAAAUGACAAAUCAGAGGGAAGGGAGACCCGAAUGAAAGCCUUCCUCUGUAUUGACAAUUCAAGGCGUAAAAGAUAUGACUGCUGUGUUUUAUAGUAUUUACAGUACUUUCGCCUAAUGUUGUCAAUGCAAAUCAGGUUUCAGAAUGAUGUAUUUAAUUCUGCAGGAUGUAAAUGUAAAGCUAAGUAAUUUUGAGAAACUUGAUGUUUGGUAAAUUGUUAUGCAAUGCGAUUAACUGUCAACAGGCGGAGUACUACUCAUUUGUCCCAACUUCAUAACCAUUUUUACAAAUAUUUACUUCUCGUUUAUUUAUCCUGAAUGAAAUGUCCAUUGAUUUAAAAAAAAUCAAUUAUUUAUGUUGAUUCCUUUGUUUUUUUCUCAUUUCGUGUUUCUGUCACCUAGAAUUCUUGGAUAAGCUUUUUUUAUGCCUUAAUGUUUACAACCCUGAACCACACCUUAUUUCCUAGUGACUUUAAGUGGUUAUUCUGAUCAUUGUGCUAUGAUUCCUUUGAGCGACUUCUCUUUUUCAGCUAAAAAUAGCUACGCAGGAACAUUCUCCUUGUCUACAUAGGCCUGUGACAUCAGUGAUAUGCAAAAUACUGUGUAUGGGGGUACAAGUCACAGUAUAACUCCCCCAGAAACAAUAAAACUUGAAUUCUGCUGUGCAA